Messenger RNA from Cucurbita moschata (crookneck pumpkin), 1128 nucleotides. Its product is annotated as cytochrome P450 CYP72A219-like. The transcript is spliced from 4 exons. The record is from RefSeq and is a predicted model, not a curated record. NCBI's taxonomy places the organism in Eukaryota, Viridiplantae, Streptophyta, Magnoliopsida, Cucurbitales, Cucurbitaceae. The annotation marks the transcript as partial. Gene Ontology annotation, molecular function: iron ion binding; heme binding; oxidoreductase activity, acting on paired donors, with incorporation or reduction of molecular oxygen.
AUGGCGUGUGGCACAGCCAUGGUAUCCAUUUGGAUAGUUGUGGUGAGUUUAGUCGUAUUGGGAGGGAAACUUCUUAACUGGAUUUGGUUGAGGCCCAGGAGAUUAGAGAAGUUUUUAAGGCAGCAAGGAUUCGCCGGAAAUUCUUACCGGAUUCUCUAUGGAGACCUGAAGGACAGAACCGCCAUGAGAGAGCAGGCCAUCUCCAAGCCGAUUAACUUCUCCGAUGAUAUAGCUCCACGUGUUCUUCCUUCUGUUCAUCAUACCAUCCAGAAAUAUGGCAAGAAUUCAUUUAUGUGGUUUGGCCCCAUACCAAGAUUGCACAUCAUGGACCCUGAACAACUUAAAACUGUGUUUACAUUGAUCAAUGAUAUCCAAAAGCCAGUUAUGAAUCCCCUUCUCAAGUUGUUUGCAGGUGGAGUUGUAAACCAUGAAGGAGCAAAAUGGGCGAGACACAGAAAGAUAAUCAAUCCUGCAUUUCAUUUACAAAAGCUUAAGGUUAUGGUACCAGCAUUCUAUCAUAGCUGCUAUGACAUGGUUAGCAAAUGGGAAAGCAUGGUCUUCGAGACCGGAUCGUGUGAGUUAGACGUAAUGCCUUAUCUACAACAAAUGGCUGCUGAUGUGAUUUCUCGAACUGCAUUUGGGAGUAGCUAUGAGAAAGGAGAAAAAAUCUUCAAACUUCAAACUGAACUAGCUCUUCUGGUGAAUCAACCUACCAUGGGGAUUUUUAUUCCGGGAUGGAGAUUCCUACCCACAAAGACGAACAAAAAAAUGAAAGAGAUAAGCAAGGAGAUAACAACUCUGAUCUUGGGUAUUAUAAAUGAAAGGGAGAAGUCCAUGAGUGCAGGUGAAGCUAUGCAUAGCGAUCUGUUGGGCAUUCUCAUGGAAUCCAAUUUGAAUGAAAUUGGACGACAUGGAAACAAUAAAGACACUGGAAUGAGCAUAGAAGAUGUCAUUAAUGAAUGCAAGACUUUCUAUAUUGCUGGACAAGAAACUACAGCUACGUUACUAAUUUGGACGAUGAUAUUAUUGAGUUCAUACUCAGAAUGGCAAGACCGAGCAAGAGCAGAGGUCUUUGAGAUCUUCGGUAACAAGAAACCAGAUUUUGAUGGUCUAAGUCGACUAAAAGUU